ACCCAGAAAGAAAGAGAACAAAGGAGGAAGAAGAAGAAGAAGAAAGAAAGUGAAAAGGAAAAGAAGGGUUUCGAUGGAGAUUGAAGAAGAUAUUCAAGUGGGUUUCGAAGAAGCAAUGUCAUGGCUGCCUUCCCAUGUAGUGGCCGAGGCCUGUGACUCUAACUUUAAGGUAAAUUUGAGGAAUGAAUCCCAUAGAGAGCGUAGGCAUGGACUCAAGUCUGCUGCAGACCCUGCAGUUCCAGUGCACUCAAAAUAUAGCUUGAAACCCCAUCAGAAAUCAAGAUUUCCCACAAACUGGGCAUCUGGGGGACCCGGAAUGCAAGCCAUUUUCCUAGAUUCUGGUCGAAGAUCUUGUGGAACUGGAGUUUUCCUUCCUCGAAGAGCAGGCACCAACUUCCAACCAAGCAAGAAACCUGCUUGCUCUCCUGUUCUCCUCCCUUCUCGUGUGGUUCAUGCUCUCAACCUCAAUGUUCAUGCACUGGGCCUGCAAGUUUCUCCCCAGAAAGAUGUUACAAAUUCUAAUAAUCCAAAAGCUGGAAAUCCCAUUUCAGUUGGCAAUAAAAAUGGGAAAGAAGCAUCAACACACCAGAACUCCCAGGAGAUAUUUCUUCCCAAAGAGUGGACUUACUAGAAUCAUUAGUAGUUAAUGGCUCUCAAAUUAAAGAGCAAGUUAAGGGGAUAAGAAUUAAUCCAUAAAAGAGAAAGCUCUUGUUCUUGUUCU
This is a messenger RNA of Vitis riparia (riverbank grape), 721 nucleotides long. RefSeq lists its product as uncharacterized. The transcript is spliced from 5 exons. NCBI's taxonomy places the organism in Eukaryota, Viridiplantae, Streptophyta, Magnoliopsida, Vitales, Vitaceae. The record is from RefSeq and is a predicted model, not a curated record. Bases 74 to 631 code for a protein of 185 amino acids.